AUGGAUGAAAUAGACGAGACGCCACUUCAAACUGACGAGGUAAGGCGUCUCGGCUUGGAACUAGCAUUCCGGGCAGGCUGAAAAAAGACUCCUCACUCCCAAAUGGGAGUGAAGGAAAAGAGAUUGAAUGAGUCAAACGGAAGCCAAUCCCUCUCUCUCUCUCUCCCUCUCUCUCUCUCUCUCUCUCUCUCUCUCUGUGUGUGUGUGUGUGCGCGCUUUGUGUGCAUUCUUGCCUGUUGCCAUUUCUUCUCCAAUUGUUGCGUUCACCACUUUGCGCAUCUCCCUUAUUAUCGGACUGCCCUGGAGACGCUUCUCACUGACGCUUUAAUGUUACGGCUGGUUUAUUUAUAUGUAUAUAUAGGCGAUGGGGGCAGGAGGGAAGCGAGGAAGGGAAGAAAUAUGGGCACGACCUCUGGCUGUUCAGCCCUGCGAAAAUCCCUCGCUUCCCCCACUUCCCUUGCUCCUGUGAAGGAGCUCUGCGCAACCCGAAAGCUUGCGUCCUUGACGCACCGCAUAGUUUAACCAUGGAACUCGCUCCCGCAGGAGGCAGCGAUGCCCAACAACUUGGAUGGCUCUAAAAGAGGACUGGACCAAUUCAUGGAGGAGAGGGCUACCAGUGGCGACUAGCCACGAUGACUACUCUUCCUUUACAGUCGGAGACUUCUGUACCCCAGUUGCUGGAAACCACGGAAGGGGAGGGUGCUCUUGUGCGUGAGUGCUGCUUGCGGAUUUCCUUUGGGGGCGUCUGGUUGGCCACUGUGAGAACAGGAUGCUGGACUAUAAUGGGCAACUGGCCUGAUCCAGCAGGCUCGUCUUGUGUCCUGCGUUUUGGAUCCUAGCUGUCGCGGAGCAUUUCGCCUGUAACAUUUUCGGGGCAGAGCCCUGCCUUUUGGUUUCUGCGAUGUUGUUACCCUGCAAAGCUCCCAGCGCCAGACAGAGGGCCUUCUCGGUAGCGGCGCCCACCCUGUGGAACACCCUCCCUUCAGAUGUGAAGGAGAUAAGCAGCUACCCUAUUUUUAAAAGACAUCUGAAGGCAGCCCUGUUUAGGGAAGUUUUUAAUAUUUAAUGCUGUACUGUUUUAAACAUUUGAUUGGGACCCGCCUAAAGUGGCUGGGGAAACUCAUUAUUAGCGCUCAUGGUGCAAGCCAUAACGUGACACGACUGCAGCUCUUUCGUACUUCGGCGCGCCAGAGGAUCCUAAGAAACGGCCGCCUUCCCAAAUCCAACCCACGCGCAACUUUCAAGCGUCUGCUUUCUUUCCCCCCUCUUUUCAAAGGAGCUCCCUGGAGCCCUCGGGCGAGAUGUUUCCCCGCCCUUCUUGCAAGGCAGGUCCGUUGUCUGCAGGGGGUACUGCAACCCGCUGGCCGCAGCCUAUAAAGCGCAACAGGCAAAUCCCCUUCCCCCGCGUCCCACCUCCUUCCCCCGCCGUCGACUGUGCUACUUAGAGACCCGGCGCUGGAUAUUUAUUUAGUGAGGCGCUUGAGCAGGGAGAGCGAGGGUUUGGCUUUCCGGAGCCAGGAGCCUGCCGGCUUCAGAGACAGAACUUUGCCGCUGCUGGUGGGGUCAAGAAGAAGACGACGCCUGUCCCAGAAGGACAUUGUCCUCCUAGAAAGAAGCAGCUGCGUUUGGCGACCAUCAGCAGGACAAUCCGACCGGAGGAGACAGCAGGAGGGAGGCUUGCUGGACCUGGAUUUUGAGGAAAGCUGGAGGGCAAGCUUGGAGCAGGACGGUCCCUGGAAGUGGGGCGGAGAGAGACCAAGCCAAGCCAGGUAAAGCAACAAGCAUAUGGUUGGAAGGAGGGCGGAGAGGUUGGUAGAAGCGAGAGACUUCAAGUCUAGCGAGAAGGCAUUGUGGCAAAAACUUUGGGGGACGGGGCUAGAGCCCAACCACCGAGGAGCCACCAGACUCUCUUGUGGCUUUGGCGAGAGCAGAUUAACAUGGACACACUCUUCUGGGGUGUGCAGAAUGAGUCAAUCCUUGGAACAAUCUCAAGGUUUUUGAACAAUUCGUGGCUGCUUAAUUCAAGAGGAUCAAUUUUCUGAUAUUGGAGGUCAUUUUUUGUGUGUUUGUCACAUGUGGGCAACCCACACAUCAUUGUCAUCACCAAUUAAUAAAAUACAUUUGUAUUAUUGAUAAUAUUAUUAAUGGUAUUAUAUGCCAUUAAAUAUUAAUGAUAUUAAAUAUUUGUUUAUUAUUUAUUAUUAUUGAGCAUUAUUAUUAUUAUUAUUAUUAUUAUUAUUAUUGGUGUACGCAGAAGGAAGUUGCAAGCAGGGACUUCCCAUCAUUUGUCACACAUUUGUGUGUGAGUUAGUCCACUUCCUUUUACACUGAAAUGUCCAUUGUGUAGGGAAAAGGGAAGGCUUGGGCUGAUUCACACAUGCCUGCCCACCACUUGAUUCCUGAACCCCCAUUAACUGGCAACUGAAUGUGUGAAAAGGUCCACACUUGACUGUCAUGCAAAGCUAGGUAGCUCAGUCGGCUAGAACAUGGAGGUGAUAAUGCCACGGUUGCAGGAUCAACCCCAUAAGGGAUAACUGCACAUUCCUGCAUUGAAAGGUAGGGCUGGAUGAUCCCCAGGGUCCCUUCCAAUUUUAUGGUUCUCUGUUUCUAUGACUGGAAGGUCGUGAUCAGAAGAACCGCUGGGUAUAGGGCGAUAUAUAAAUCCAAUAAAUAAUAAUAAUAAGAGAUCUGGCAGGGGUGGGGAGGCUGACCUGCGAUGGUGCAUUUCACACAUGCAGGUCAGCGCAUGAUCCCAGUCACCUUCAAAGCAGUGGAAGUGCAGGUGUGAAGCAGCCCAAGGAGCACUGGGUACAUAUCAGCUGGCUUACACAUACACAGAUAUCACAUGUCAUUUCAUGUACAUCUGGGAACUAGCGACUGAGCGUUUGAACUGAUUUUGCUGGGCAGCUUUUCACACCGGAGAUGAAAUUUUGUUUGUGACUUGCAAGUGACCCACUCAGGACUGCAAGCCACCCUCUUGGUGUUUCUGUCACUGACUGAUAGGAAAAGGCAGCAGUAGCUCAGUGGCUAAAACAACUGCUUUGCAUGUAGAAGGUCCCAAGUUCAAUCCCCAGCAACUCCAGACAGGGCUGAGAAUGUCUCCUGCCCAAAACCCUGGAGAGCCACUGCCAGUCAGUGUAGACAAUGCUGAGCUAGAUAGACCAAUAGUCUGGCUUAGCAUAAAGCAGUCAGUGCUGAACUAGGUGGAGUAUCCGUCAGAUUCAGCAUGAUGUUGUCAAUGGACCAAUGGUCUGACUCAGUGUAAGGCAGCUCCCUAUGUUCCUAACAUGCAAUUUUUAAAAACAAAACGAAAUGCUUUCAGACUGCCUUUCCAUAUACUCAGAUGUGUGAAUGAGGCCCCUUUCUGUGCAGUGUGGAACAAGCAUGCAUACAUCAUGUUAAUUAAACCAGAAUAAGCAUCCAGUAUUCAGAAUUAUUAAUGCAAUAUUCCAUUUCCCCGUCUGUGAACUGAGCCUGCAUUGAAACAGCGAGAAAGAUCCAUUCUUUCUCCACCAGAGAUUGUGAUGGGACAGAUGAAGAGUAUUAAGGGCUAAAUAAGUUUCAUUAAAAGAUCUUGCCUGUACACCUUGAGGCGACUUUCCUUCUGAUGGAGAAAUAAGUGGACAUAAAGACAAAUUUUAGGGGAUGAUGAAGGCUGCUUUCUGUUUCUUUUAAAGUGGACCUGCUUUUAGCACAGUUUAAAAUAUAUAUCUGUAGUUUGCAAGAGAAAUGCAUGUGUUUAUUCAAUAGAAUUGAUGGCUAGAACUUGAAUAAUCCCCACAGAGGCAUUUGAAAGUCGGAAAGAAUUGGCUGGAUCUGCAGUGAAAUUAGGUUGGCGGUGAUGAUGACAAUAUUUUUUUCUGUGGUGGCUCCCAUCAGGCAGAACUCCCUCCACUGGGAAACAAAUGAGACCCCUUCUUGCUUUUAUUCCUCAGAAGAUCUGUUAAGACCUUUAAAAUGUCUUAAAUGAUUAUAACCCAACCUGGGACCUGACAGUGAAGGACGGGUAAUUAAUGGAAUCAUUAUCAAUAAACACAAAUCCUGAAUGUGUUUUGCUUUCUCCUAAGCUGGUGAGUCAGACUGCUUUUCUGCUAGCUUUCAUCUCAGUUCUUAAGCUACUAAAUAUUUUGAUUUCCUCUGAUGCUUUAAAUCACUGGCAUUGAACCUCCAGCUUUUCAGAUGAUUUUGGACUCCAAAGCCAGUUUGUUCAAUGGGCAGUGGAUGAUGGGAGUUGCAGUUCAGUGACAUCUGGAGGGCCACAGCACCCCCUCACACCCUACUUUAAAUGAACUUCUAAUGUUUUGUUUUAUUCUGAAGUCUUUGGUAUCUUGUUUCCGUCUGUAAGCUGCUUAAGGGUCUGUUUGGAGAUGGUGACUCAGUGGAGGCUGGUUCAUAGGGCCUCAGUCUGUCCCUAUUUGGGGGUCUUCUUUAAAGAAAACUCAAGAACCUUUUGAAACCUGGCAACCCAUUCCAGAGGUGGCACUGCCUGUCAAUUUCCUGCACUGCCUCUGCCUCAGUGUAGCCCCUUGAAGAACUCAGCAUGGAAGUGGAUGGGCACAAAACCAUCGUUUGUUGCCUCUGUCAUUGGCUCUGGUGCCAUCAACUCUUUGGGCUCUCUGCCUACCACCAGUCCCAAGAGGCACAAACCACCACUGCCACUACUUCAGGGCUAAGGUGAGGUGGUGACAGGAGUGGCAGCUUGGCCCCAUGACCGUGGGUGCCAUGCAGCCCUGGCAGCAAACUUUGUGGGUGCCCAGCCCCUUCAUGGGGAAUUUUCUGGGCGCUCGGGUACCCAGGGCUCUAGGGAGUUGGCACCUAUGGCAAUUUGAUUCGCGGAAAUGGUGUGGAGGAAAUAAUUGCUUUAGUGUAAAACCCUAAGGGACGUGGGUGGCGCUGUGGGUUAAACCACAGAGCCUAGGACUUGCUGAUCAGAAGGUCGGCGGUUCGAAUCCCCGCCACAGGGUGAGCUCCCGUUGCUCGGUCCGUGCUCCUGCAAGCCUAGCAGUUCGAAAGCACGUCAAAGUGCAAGUAGAUAAAUAGGUACCGCUCCGGCGGGAAAGUAACCGGCAUUUCCAUGCGCUGCUCUGGUUCGCCAGAAGCGGUUUAGUCAUGCUGGCCACAUGUACGCCGGCUCCCUCGGCCAAUAAAGUGAGAUGAGUGCCGCAACCCCAGAGUCGGCCACAACUGGACCUAAUGGUCAGGGGUCCCUUUACCUUUAUCUAAAACCCAGCAAGCAAACAACAUAAGAGAACCCAUUGGAAUAUCCUUCUUGGGGUGUGUCUUGACCAUUAGCCACUGUGACUCCAGGAGCCCUUCUCUGUGGCCGUGACUGCAUCAUCUUUAGGUUCUGCAUCCUAGGUAUAAUUCGUGCAAUGCAGGGGUGAACUAGAUGACCCUAUGGGUCCCUUCCAAUUCUACAAUUCUGGAUUCUUGUUCUCUGCCACUUAAGAGCCCUGGGAACGCUGGAUUACACUUUACAGCCAGGGCUAUAUUUUCUAGAGGGAGAGUAAAUUUUUUAUUUGUUGCUUUGUCCUUGGGAUUGGAAUUUGAAACCUUAUCAGCACAGCCUGUUUGCAACCAAAUUAAGUGGCUGCUUCAACUUCAUCCAUUUUUCUUAUGACUAAAAAGGCUGAAGACAGGAGAUAAGGCAGGUCAAAUGGCACACACACACACUGCUUUUUUUUUUUUGCUUGAGUAUUCAACUCCAGGAAGAAUUAUUUUUAACUCAAAAUUAUGCAUGUAAAAAUAAUAUGUAAUAUCAAUCAUAAAGAACUGCAGUUAUAAAUUGCUCUGAGUCUAAGGAGGAUCUGAUGGAUUAAAAUAUCAAAGAGAAUAACCUACUAGACUUCAGCAAUUCCAUCAUAGCCCAGAAAAAGCAAAGAAUGUGAUGGAAGAGGUAGGAUUCAGCACCCUGUGUAGGGAGGCAUGAAUAUCUCAGUUUGGGCUGCUCUCAGUUUCUAAUUUUUUCCAGUCUGAAAGUAUAGUUCUCCACAUUUUUACAUUUGUUCAUUAAAAAAAACCAUAAUCCUCAUGAAAAUUCAUAAAAAAUAGCAUGAAUUUCUUCUAAUACACACAUUUGUGUAUGCAAUUUUGCCUAAUACGCAUGUUUUUGUAAAGCAUGUUCCUCUUCUAUAAUACUAAUGCCACUUUUUGCUAAUAUAUGCAUUUUGAUGCACAUUUUACUCUAGUAUACAUGCAUCUUUCUGCACAUUACUUAUCUGAAUAAAUGCAUUGCAAAAAAAGUCUGGCAAAGUGCAGUUUCCAAAGGAUGGCCGUAUAUUUUGGUUUGUGUAUUGGUUCAGGAAGUGUGAAUUACAUAGGUUCAUUCUAAAAUGCAAACAGAAUUGAAUUUAUCCCCCAUCCCUAAUUCUUAGAACCUCGUUUUCUGCACUUCUGAUAAAGCAAAUUUCUAAUCCCUAUGGUUGUUCCUGAAAGUAUGAGCACAGCAGGGACCUGAUUAAGACAUCCAUGGGUCAAAAAUGUUUUAACUUUUAACAGAUAAAGAGUUACAGAAAUGGGAGAGUUUUAAAGAGAGAGCGGCAAACUUAUUGGCACAUAGCUCACUGAAGAUGAGUAGAAACCUAUUGUUAAAGGUGUCUUGCAACAAUUUGAACUUGCAUAAGCUGUUAUAAAAUGGGCGUUACAUUGGCUACUUUAAAGUCCUUAGGUAUGUAGGCUGAUCUGAAGGACAAGUUACAUAUUUUUGUUAGAAGAUCACCAGUUUCACAUUUGAGUUCGCUGAGAACUCUCAGGAGGAUGACAUCUGGGCAGGUGAUUUGUCAGUUUUUAGUUUUCUAUUCAGCCUAGGACUUCAUCUCUCAUCACCACUGUUUGCCUUAUUUCCCCAGACUCACCUUCUGAAAAGGCACUGAGAUCUGCCCAAUAUCUUCCAUUGUGAAGGCAGAUGCAAAUAUGGUAGUUCAUUCAGUUUCUCUACAAUCUUCUUAUCCUCCUUUAGCACCCAUUUGACUCCCUUGUCAUCCAAGAGUUCAAUCACCUCCCUAGACAGUUUCCUGCUACUAAUAUAUUUAAAGAACAUCUUGUUUAUUGUCUUAAUGUUUUCAGCAAUGUGUUCCUCACAUUCUUUUUCAGCACCCCUUACUGUCUGCCUACAAUUUCUUUCUUUCUCUUUGCCAAGGUUUUCACCUUCUUUUUUGUUCUGUUCAUUUGGGCAAGACUUCAGUUUUUUGAGGGAAGCCUUCUCACCUCUAAUAGCUUCUUUGUCUCUACUCAUUAACCGUGUUGGUGUCCUCUUCACCGUCAUAGUACCUUUCCUGAUCUGCCAUAUACACUCCAGUUGAUUGUCUAAUACUGUGUUUUUAAACAACUUUCAAGCAUUUUGGAGUGAUUUGAACCUUUUGAAUCUGCCUUCCAACUUCCUUUUUAUCAAUCUUCUCAUUCUGAGGAAGUGACCAAAUGUGACCAUGUGCGCUUUCCUUGGCAACUGGCCAGUUCCAUGUAUAUUUAAUUUAAUAGUGCUAUGACCACUGUUCCCAAUUGGCUUACCCACACUUAACAUCUCGCACCAGGUCUUGGGUGCCUCUCAAGAUUAGGUCUAGGGUGCCACCCCUCUAGUCAGUUCAAGCACUAACUGUUGGCUCACCCUAAUAGCCUUGGAAGUUGAUGGAUCAACACGUGGUCAAUAUAAAUAACUAAAAUGUGCAUAGAUACAGAGGUUCUCCCCAUUAACUGCCCCUGAAUUCUUUGCAGCUAUAACAUUCUUCCUUCCAUGUCUACAUUCUUCCUUCAGUGGUGUAGCAUUUUAUAAGUGUCUCCUGGGAGAAGCACUGUAGAUCAGAUGCCUGCAGAAGGGCCCAUAUUCAAUCCCUAACAUCUCUAGAUAGGGCUGGGAGGGACCCCUGCCUGAAACCCCAGAGAGAUGCUUCCAGUCAACAAAGACAAUACAAAGAUGGACCAUUGCUCUGACUUGGUAUAAGGCAGCUUCCUAUGUUCCAAACCCUGAGGGUGAAGGCUAGGAUCAGGUCUGGUGAGUUACUCGAACAGGAAGCUGCCAGAGUCUGGUACUGAGCUGGAUAGACCAAGGUUCUGACUCGGUUUCCUGUGGGGGAAGGGGGCACAGCUCAGGGAUAGAGCACCUGCUUUGCAUGCAGAAGGUCCCAGGUUCAGUCCCUGGCAUCUCCAGGUAAGGCUGGGAGAGACCCUUGUCUGAAAUCCUGAAGAGCCACAGCCAGCCAAUGUGGACAAUACUGAGCUCAAUGGCUUGACACGGUAUGAGGCAGCCUUCUCUUUUCCCUUGAGAGAAUGAUCCAGGAACAUCCAAGGCUAUUAUGGUGAGCUCAUUUUGUUCACAGCUCCCAUAUUCAUUUUUAUUUGCAGGAGAAGGUUGAUGGGAGAAAACAAAACAUCUGCUUAAUUCCUAAAUAAUUGCCAGCCAGGGUAGCUAAUUAUUUUGGUGCAUUACAGCAGAAUGUGCAAGGCAGCUGUUUCAUACAUUUUAAACAGGAGAGAUUUCUGAACAUGCCCACCAAUAAUCUUUUCUUUUCAUGUUUCUGUUCGUUUUUCUCUCCCCCAGGGUGA
Molecule: messenger RNA, 8538 nt
Organism: Podarcis lilfordi (Lilford's wall lizard)
Lineage: Eukaryota; Metazoa; Chordata; Lepidosauria; Squamata; Lacertidae
Source: the annotation of a GenBank genome assembly